AUGACCUCUUUUGUAUUCGUCACCGGGAACGCCAACAAGCUUAAGGAGGUCCAAGCUAUCUUGGCUUCUGGAGAUAGUGAAGUGAGCGUCACUUCGCAAGCUGUAGAUGUACCGGAGAUUCAAGGUACUACUCAGGAAGUAGCUAUAGCAAAAGUCAAAAUAGCAGCUGAAAAGCUAGGUACAGCUUGUGUAACAGAAGAUACAGCAUUAUGUUUCGAUGCUCUCAAUGGCUUACCAGGUCCUUAUAUCAAAGAUUUCUUAGGGAACUUAGGGCAUGAAGGACUUAACAACCUCCUCAAAGGCUUCAAUACCACUCGAGCCCACGCAUUGUGUACAUUCGCCUAUUCACCUGGACCAGGUCAAGAACCAAUCUUGUUCGAGGGAAGGACAGAAGGUAAUAUCGUUCCCGCGAGGGGUCCAACGCAUUUCGGCUGGGAUCCGAUAUUCCAACCUAUUGAAUUGGGUGGUCAGAGGACUUACGCCGAGAUGGACGGUGAGGAGAAGAAUAAAAUUUCGCAUAGGUAUAGAGCAUUGGAGAAGUUGAGGGUGUAUCUUCAGGAUAAAGCGAAAGAGGGGAAUUAG
This is a messenger RNA of Kwoniella botswanensis, 582 nucleotides long. Its product is annotated as inosine triphosphate pyrophosphatase. Gene Ontology annotation, biological process: nucleoside triphosphate catabolic process. Gene Ontology annotation, molecular function: nucleoside triphosphate diphosphatase activity. Bases 1 to 582 code for a protein of 193 amino acids. Gene Ontology annotation, cellular component: cytoplasm. The record is from RefSeq and is a predicted model, not a curated record. NCBI's taxonomy places the organism in Eukaryota, Fungi, Basidiomycota, Tremellomycetes, Tremellales, Cryptococcaceae. The transcript has 5 exons.